Emericellopsis atlantica is the source of this 1185-nucleotide messenger RNA. RefSeq lists its product as uncharacterized. The transcript is spliced from 5 exons. Gene Ontology annotation, cellular component: nuclear envelope. Gene Ontology annotation, biological process: CDP-choline pathway. Lineage: Eukaryota; Fungi; Ascomycota; Sordariomycetes; Hypocreales; Bionectriaceae. The record is from RefSeq and is a predicted model, not a curated record. Bases 1 to 1185 code for a protein of 394 amino acids. Gene Ontology annotation, molecular function: phosphatidylcholine binding; choline-phosphate cytidylyltransferase activity.
AUGACCUCUCCAGCUUCAGCAGCCGGCAAGCGCAAGCGCACUGCUGCUGCGUCCACCACCGAUCUGCCCUCAGCUGCGCAAGCCGUCGACAGCACAGCCGACCGGUCCCACGACGAGAACGAGAACGAGAUAAAUGUCAAUGCCGGCCCCGAGUCCACUCCCACACCUAAAAGGCAAAAGUCAGACCGCGACGACGACAACAACGAUGAAGAGCGCGCCGGUCGCAGCAAGACGCGCGAGGCGAUGCCUCCGCCGCCGAUUGGCACUCUGACGCAUCCCGUCGGAGGGUACAAGACCAACCAGCCGCCCGUGGGAAGGCCGGUGCGCGUCUAUGCGGAUGGCGUCUUCGACAUGUUCCAUCUAGGCCACAUGCGCCAGCUCGAGCAAGCCAAAAAGGCCUUUCCCAACACGACCCUCGUCGUUGGCGUCACCGGCGAUGAGGAGACGCACAAGCGCAAGGGCCUCACGGUCAUGUCCGCGCGCGAACGCUCCGAGACAGUGCGCCACUGCAAGUGGGUGGACGAGGUCAUUGAAGACUGUCCCUGGAUCGUCACGCCCGAGUUCCUGGAGGAGCACAAGCUCGACUAUGUCGCGCACGACGACUUGCCCUACGGCGCCGCCGAGGGCGACGACAUCUACCAGCCGAUAAAGGAGGCGGGCAUGUUCCUCGUCACGCAGCGCACAGAGGGUGUCAGCACGACUGGUCUCAUCACGAGGAUCGUCCGCGACUACGAGAAGUACCUGGCCCGCCAGUUUAAGCGCGGCACGCCGCGCCAGGAGCUGAAUGUCAGCUGGUUGAAGAAGAACGAGAUGGACCUCAAGCGUCACGUCCAGGAGCUGCGCGAAAACAUCACCAACAACUGGACGAGCACCGGUCAGGAGCUCAGCCGUGAACUGCGGCAAUUCUGGCCAGCUAGCCGCCCCGCCAGUCCUGCGCGCUUUAACAGCAGCGGCUCCGUCAAUGACGCUGCGCGGUCACCCACCGGCACCACGGGCGCCAACUCGAAGGAGUUCCUCACUGGCUACGCCGUCGGCCUGGCAGGUGGGGUUCGAUCAUGGAUGACAAAGAACCGAAGGACAGUCGGCGAUAGUCGCCCUGUCAGUGAUGACGAGUCGGACGACAGCGAUAGCCACGGCAACAGCAAUGUCCAGGUUGUUUCAAUUACUCCAUCUUGCAUGCUGUAG